AUGGGGCAGGGUCGUAUUAAUCAACUUGGCGGUGUCUUUAUUAAUGGACGACCAUUACCGCAACAUAUCCGAAUUAAAAUAAUCGAAAUGGCCAGUAAUGGCAUUAAACCCUGUCAUAUUAGUCGUCAGUUACGUGUAUCUCAUGGAGCUGUAUCCAAAAUAUUGAAUCGAUAUGUCGAAACAGGUUCUGUAUCACCUGGACAAAUCGGAGGUAAUCCACGUUCACGACUGGCUAUUCAAGCUGUUGAGAAGCAUAUUUUGGCAUUAAAAGCGAAGUGUCCCAGUCUAUGUGCAAGUGAACUGCGCUCUUGCCUUAUCGAGCAAGAGAUCUGUUCUCCAGAAAAUGCGCCUACCGUAUCCUCCAUCAACAGGUGA
Molecule: messenger RNA, 375 nt
Organism: Loa loa (African eye worm)
Lineage: Eukaryota; Metazoa; Nematoda; Chromadorea; Rhabditida; Onchocercidae
Exons: 4
Coding region: 1-375 (124 amino acids)
Biological process (GO): regulation of transcription by RNA polymerase II; anatomical structure development
Molecular function (GO): DNA-binding transcription factor activity, RNA polymerase II-specific; RNA polymerase II cis-regulatory region sequence-specific DNA binding
Source: RefSeq, a predicted model, not a curated record